Molecule: messenger RNA, 3465 nt
Organism: Gasterosteus aculeatus aculeatus (three-spined stickleback)
Lineage: Eukaryota; Metazoa; Chordata; Actinopteri; Perciformes; Gasterosteidae
Source: RefSeq, a predicted model, not a curated record
AGAAGCCGCAUCAGUUGGUCCGGUGGUCCGCUCACGAAGAGACCGUUUGGGCUGUUUGUUGUUCCAGCUUCCGCCUCGAGCAACCGGGGAACAAACCCGCGGGGCCUUCCACGUGUUCACCGACGUUUUUACGGUGUCUUUACCGGUUUGUUGUUGUUUGUUUUUAACUUAAUUCACCGGUAAGCUAGAAAACGGUCUGCUAGCUUGUGUGAGAUUCGCGUUACCAUGGUGACGUUCCGCACCGGAAGCCGCGGGGACCCGGAUGUGAGCAUCGGGCCGCACCGGAAGAAUCCCAAACCGGGAACCCGGGGCCGGGACGCCCGGGAGGAGACCCCGGGACUGUCCCACCCGAGUCAGGGAACUAACGCUGAGGAAGAGGAACGUGACCCCGAUGGUUCAGGGAGGAAGGCCGAGGAUGACGGGCGAGCGGUGGCGGCCUCCAUCAGGAAGUCUCAGAGGCGUCAGAACGCUGCCGGUGGAGGAGGGAGGAGUGGUCUGAGGAGAAGCUCCCGGCCGGUGAAUCCCGUCAGCAGAUAUCAGACCUCCGGCCGCUCAGUCAGCUCCAGAGCGGACGCGUCGGUCCUGAAGAAGCGGCUCGUUAACGACGUCGACUCGAAGAGCUACUCUGAAGUGAGGAAGAGGAGGAGAACAGAGGAGCCUCCUCAGGUGGACAUCAGCAGCUUCGAGAAGGGUGGACUCGUGGACGAGGACAGGAAGCAGGAAGCGGCAGCAGAGGACAACAGCUGCGAGGUCCCGAGAGCAACGUUCAAGGUCGGCGGCGCCGGACCGAGCCCGGCCCGCGAGGCAGCCUUCAGACUCACAGACAGCGAGACGUCGGACAAAGACAGCGACGAUGACAAAGACAGCGACUCCGAGGAAGACUCGGAGGAUGAAGAGCGCAGCGUGGGGAAGGUCUCUGGAAGCCGCCGGCCGCUCGGCCUCCUCGGCGAGGACCUUCUGGAGACUCGCCGAGACGAGAAGAUGAACGGAGGAGCCGAGCUGGCAGACAUCGAUCCCGCCGCCAUCCACCAAUCGGUGGGCUUUGACAGCAUCGGGGGUCUGGCAGGUCACAUCUUGGCCCUGAAAGAGAUGGUUGUGUUCCCGUUGCUUUACCCAGAAGUCUUUGACAACUUCAAGAUCCAGCCUCCCAGAGGUUGCCUGUUUUACGGGCCCCCCGGGACGGGGAAGACGCUGGUGGCCCGGGCGCUGGCCAGCGAGUGUAGCCACGGCAACAGGAAGGUGUCCUUCUUCAUGAGGAAGGGCGCCGACUGCCUCUGCAAGUGGGUGGGCGAGUCGGAGCGGCAGCUGCAGCUGCUGUUUGAGCAGGCCCAUCAGAUGCGUCCCUCCAUCAUCUUCUUCGACGAGAUGGACGGGCUGGCUCCGGUCCGGUCCAGCAGACAGGACCAGAUUCACAGCUCCAUCGUGUCCACGCUUCUGGCUCUGAUGGACGGGUUGGACAGUCGGGGCGAGGUCGUCGUGAUCGGCGCGACCAACCGCCUGGACGCCAUCGACCCGGCGCUGCGACGGCCCGGGCGCUUCGACAGGGAGUUCCUGUUCGGCCUGCCCGACCGGGAGUCCCGUAAAGAGAUCCUGAAGAUCCACACGAGGCAGUGGAGGCCCGGCCCGUCGGACGACUUCCUGGAACAACUGGCCGAGAGAUGUGUCGGCUACUGCGGCGCCGACAUCAGGGGCGUUUGCACAGAGGCGGCGCUGUGCGCUCUGCGCCGCCGCUACCCGCAGAUCUACGGGACGUCCCACAAGCUCCUGUUGGACGUCUCCUCCAUCGCUGUCGGGGGACGCGACUUCCUGGCGGCCAUGGCGAAGACGCUGCCGGCCUCCCGCCGCUGCGCCGCCUCGCCCGCCUCGGCGCUGUCGGCCGUGGUGCGCCCCCUGCUGGGCGGAGCCCUGCGCCGCGCCCUGAAGGAGCUGCAGAAGCUGUUCCCUCACGCGGAGCAGGGCGUGAAGAGGAGGAGGGAGCCGGACGGGACCCCGGGUUUCCUUGACGACGGGCUGACGGAGGGAGACGACGAGGGCGCCUUCUCCAAAGCCUUCACCUCCAAAAGCCGCCCCUUCCUGCACUUCUCCAGGAGUGCAGCCAAACACCCGACGUCCCACCGUCCCAGGAUGCUCCUCGGCGGUCCUCCUGCUUCGGGUCAGACCUCCCACCUGGCUCCGGCCUUGCUGCACGCCCUGGAGCGCUUCCCCGUCCACAACCUGGACUCGGCGGUGCUGUUUGGGGUCAGCGGGACGAGCCCGGAGGAAGCCUGCGCCCAGGUGUUCUGUGAGGCCCGGCGGACGGCUCCCAGCAUCCUCUACCUGCCCCACAUGCAGCAGUGGUGGGAGGCCGCGGGGUCCUCGCUGAGGGCGUCCUUCCUCAGCCUGCUGGCCGCCGUCCCCUCCCUCUCCCCCAUCCUCCUCCUCGCCACCUGCAGUGACAACUACCAGGAGCUGGACCCAGAGAUUCAGGCUCUGUUUCGGGAGGAGUACGGGGAGGUUCACAUCGUCAGCGUUCCCACCCGGCAGGAGAGGAGUGACUUCUUCCAGGACCUCCUCCUGAACCAGGCGGCCGAGGCUCCGCCUUCCAAACCAGCCGUGGCCGAGGCCGUGGAGGUGCUUCCCCUGGCUCCCAUGCCCCGCCCCCGCCAGCUGCCGGAGCGGGAGCGCCUCCGCCUGGAGGAGCAAGAGGAGGACGUGCUGCGGGACCUCCGCCUCUUCCUGCGCUAUGUCACGGAGAGUUUGGCUCAGGACCGCCGCUUCAAGGCCUUCGCCAAGCCGGUGGACACAGAGGAGGUGCCGGACUACACUCUGGUGGUGAAGGCGCCGAUGGACCUCUCCACGCUGCUGACCAACAUCGACGAGCAGAAGUACGUCACGGUGGACGAGUUUGUGUGCGACGCCGACCUCAUCUGGAAGAACGCCUUGGAGUACAACCCGGACAGCGACCCCAUGGACCGUCACAUCCGUCACCGGGCGUGCGCCCUGAGGGACGCGCUGCGCUCCAUCAUCAGAGCCGAGCUGAACGAAGGCUUCCAGAGAGCCUGCGAGGAGAUCCGAGCCUCUCGGACGCAGAGAGCCUCCUCCUGCUGGACCAAACCCGAGGAGGACAGCAGAAGAGGGAGCGAAGCUCCACCAGAGAGAGAGACCAGUGCCAACAUGGCCGCCGCCAACAUGGCCGCCGCGGAGAGGAAGCAGCCGCCCAGCAGGAAGAGGCUCGACCGGGCCGCCCCCCCACUGCUAAUGGAUCAACACAAACUAAGGGACGUCCUCAAGCGGGCCGUGGAUGGAACGGAGGGCUUCGAGGUGGAGCCGCUGGAGAAGCUUCACGCUCUCCUGGCUCAGUGCAUCUACCGACACCGCAACGACCGCAACAAGAAGGAGCUCCUUCAGGAAAUGAAGGAAGAAAUCGCCAGCUUUGUUUCAUCUCCGGCUCCAGUUCUGUUUAAAUAAAUCCUCAUCAAACAAGAA